This is a messenger RNA of Odontomachus brunneus, 1205 nucleotides long. RefSeq lists its product as uncharacterized. The transcript is spliced from 5 exons. Bases 149 to 1150 code for a protein of 333 amino acids. The record is from RefSeq and is a predicted model, not a curated record. Lineage: Eukaryota; Metazoa; Arthropoda; Insecta; Hymenoptera; Formicidae.
UCCAGCAAACAAUCCAACACGAAACAAGUAGCGUGUGCCGCUGGUUUUAUUACAUUAGUUCAGCAGUGCAGCUAAAAAGAACAGCCUUUAAAUUUCUUCUAUAUAUGUUGAAAAUAUUCGUUUAAACAACUUUAUAUUUUCUUAUAAAAUGAAUCGUACAGCAAUAAAUGUGUCGAGAACUGAUCGUUCGAUGCAUACAUCGCGUACACCGCGAGUGCGAGCACGUCAGCGAUUCGAUUUAACUACUAGGUCAGAAGAGGAUGAGGAAAUUAAUAUUUCGGGGUUAGACGAUCUAGUAGAUCAGACAUGGAACAUUUGUGCGGUAUCUGCUCUAUUUGGUUUUCAACAUGAUGAUGUCUCUUUGAAACUAUACUCAAAGAAAUUGAGAGAAGAAGUUGCAAAACGUUUAUCUCAUGAAGAUCUAACAUAUAAUGCAAAUUUUUCUAUAAUGGAAAAUAUUACAUCCAGAACUAGUCAUGAAAAUUAUUCAGCAAUAAAGAUAGAAGUUUUAGCCAAAACUAGUGAACAUGACAAAGAAAAAUCCAUUUACAAAGGAAUAUUAUUAUCUUGGAGAACAACACAGAUUCAACCAGACACAAAGAAUUCCACAAGAUUGCCUCUUCUAUUGUGUCGUGGCACACGUAAUUGUAUGAAUGCUGUACAUAUUGUUAUUACUCAUAUGUUUGACUGUAUGGUAAUGGCAUUGCCAGUUGAUGAGAAUGACCUAAAGUGGCUUAUUCCAAUUAUGAUUAUAUCAGUUAACAAAGAUGAGGAACCUAUAAUCUCUGGUGAGGUUCAUAUGGAAUACACAGUACCAGAAUUACCAGUUACAGAUACCAUUAAAGUCAAAUUUGAUAUCUCAGAGCUAAGGAAAAUAUUAACAAGCAUUGUAGACCAAGAUAACAAUAUGAUUAACACAAUUCUUGACCUUAAACACAUAGAACAGUUUUAUGAAGUUCUACAUACGCAAAUGUUAACAAUAGGAGGGAUACAAUUGGGACUAUGUACAUUGCAUAGAAUUAAUCUGCCUGGAAUAACAAUAAUGGAAAACAGAAUGAAGAUAAUGGAUGUAGAAAUUAUGAAUCGUACUUUGUUAUAUCUAUAUGAGAAAGCCUUUGAUAUGUUUCAUACAUUACAUAUUGACAUAUAAAUGUUUAUCAUGUAUUUUGUUAUUUUGUAAUACAUAUAAUAUCUAUAUUCAGAAA